This is a messenger RNA of Manihot esculenta (cassava), 2460 nucleotides long. RefSeq names its product endoglucanase 25. NCBI's taxonomy places the organism in Eukaryota, Viridiplantae, Streptophyta, Magnoliopsida, Malpighiales, Euphorbiaceae. Gene Ontology annotation, molecular function: hydrolase activity, hydrolyzing O-glycosyl compounds. The transcript is spliced from 6 exons. Bases 237 to 2102 code for a protein of 621 amino acids. The record is from RefSeq and is a predicted model, not a curated record. Gene Ontology annotation, biological process: carbohydrate metabolic process.
AUAUUGUUAUUGACUUCCCACCGUCAUCGUCAGUUCCUACUGUGCAGCACCUUCUUCUAUCCUUCCUUCCCCUUUUUAACAUUUCAUCACUGGCAACCCUCACUCCCAAGCCACCGUCGCCUCGUCUUCCCUCUCCGCCUCUUAGAUCUGCCGUGUACGGUGGAGCCUAAUUACUCUUUUUCUUGCUUUUAAUUUAAGUAACAGCUGAUUCCACUGAAAAAAAGAGGAAAUCGAAAAUGAGUAUGUACGGAAGAGAUCCUUGGGGAGGUCCGCUGGAGAUAAACGCGGCGGAUUCUGCCACAGAUGAUGACCGGAGUAGGAAUCUGCAGGAUCUUGAUAGGGCUGCUCUUUCCAGGCCUUUGGAUGAGACUCAGCAGAGUUGGCUUCUUGGACCAGCUGAGCAGAAGAAGAAGAAGAAAUACGUCGAUCUCGGCUGUAUCAUUGUCAGCCGUAAGAUCUUUGUUUGGACUGUCGGUACUCUUCUUGUCUCUGGCUUAUUGGCUGGCUUAAUUACUCUUAUCGUCAAGACUGUGCCUCGCAACCACCACUCUAAAUCUCCACCAGAUAAUUAUACUCUUGCACUUCAUAAGGCGCUCAUGUUCUUCAAUGCCCAACGCUCUGGGAAGCUUCCCAAGCACAAUAACGUGUCGUGGAGAGGUAAUUCUUGUGUGAACGAUGGGAAAUCGGCGACGGGUACGAUUUUCAAAGAUCUGGCUGGUGGUUAUUACGACGCCGGAGAUGCAAUUAAGUUCAACUUCCCUGCGUCUUUUGCUAUGACCAUGUUGAGCUGGAGCGUAAUUGAGUACAGUGCUAAGUAUGAAGCAGCUGGGGAGCUCAAUCAUGUCAAAGAUAUUAUUAAGUCGGGGAAUGAUUACUUUCUCAAGUGCUUCAACCAUACUGCAGAUACUAUCAACACCAUUGCUGCACAGGUUGGUGUAGGAGAUACUUCUGGAGGAAGUACAUCUCCUAAUGAUCAUUACUGCUGGAUGCGCCCUGAGGACAUUGAUUACCCACGACCUGUUACUGAAUGCCACAGUUGUUCAGAUCUGGCUGCUGAAAUGGCUGCUUCCUUAGCUUCUGCAUCCAUUGUUUUCAAAGAUAACAAGGCUUAUUCGCAGAAACUUGUUCAUGGUGCUAGAACUCUCUUUAAAUUCGCAAGGGAACAGCGAGGUAGAUAUAGCGCUGGUGGUUCAGAUGCUGCCAUUUUCUAUAAUUCCACUAGCUACUGGGAUGAGUUUAUUUGGGGUGGAACUUGGCUGUACUAUGCAACUGGAAAUUCCUCUUAUCUUCAGCUUGCAACUACUCCUGGUUUGGCCAAGCAUGCUGGUGCUUUCUGGGGAGGGCCAUUCUAUGGUGUGCUUAGCUGGGAUAACAAGCUGACUGGUGCUCAGGUGCUUCUGAGUCGUUUGAGGCUGUUUUUGAGUCCGGGAUAUCCAUACGAAGAAAUAUUAUGGACGUUUCACAACCAGACCAGCAUAAUCAUGUGUUCUUACCUACCAAUUUUUACAAGCUUUAACAGAACCAGAGGAGGAUUGAUUCAGUUAAAUCAUGGAGCACCUCAGCCACUUCAGUAUGUUGUCAAUGCAGCCUUCCUUGCCACGCUAUUCAGUGAUUAUCUUGAAGCUGCAGAUACACCUGGAUGGUACUGUGGACCAAAUUUCUACUCAACUGAUGUCUUGCGUGAAUUCGCCAAGACUCAGAUUGAUUAUAUCUUGGGCAAAAAUCCUCGGAAAAUGAGCUAUGUUGUGGGUUUUGGUGAUCAUUACCCAAGGCAUGUCCACCACAGAGGUGCAUCCAUCCCUAAGAACAAGAUCAAGUACAACUGUAAAGGUGGAUGGAAGUGGAGGGACUCCAAAAAGCCUAACCCAAAUACACUUGUUGGAGCCAUGGUUGCUGGCCCUGACAAGCACGAUGGUUUCCAUGAUGUUCGUACCAACUACAAUUACACAGAACCAACUCUUGCUGGCAAUGCAGGUCUAGUUGCAGCACUUGUUGCUCUGUCUGGUGACAAGUCUACUGGGAUUGACAAGAACACCAUUUUCUCAGCUGUUCCUCCAAUGUUCCCCACUCCACCACCACCUCCUGCACCCUGGAAGCCUUAAGCUGCCCGUAUUUUUGAGAAAAAGCAUGUUUUGUGUGACUUUUGGUUAGAGCAUUUUGCUGCAGCAAACCUUGGAAAUUAGAUUUGGAAGUUAUGGUAGUGCAAAACUAAGGAAGAAGAUGGCGCAUAGAAAAGAUUGCAUUUGACAAUGUUAGUGGAGACAGUUGGGCGAGGCAUGUUGGACUCAAACGAGCAUUAAGAAAUUGAUGUUCUACAUAUGGGAAUUUUUAUUGUUUGAACAUUGUGAUAUAUAGAGUAUAAAUGUGUAUUAUAUCAAAUCUUGUAUUCUUUGAAACAUGUGAAUCUGUGACAGUACGAAAUUGAUUAACAAUAAACUUCCAUUUAAUUUCUUACAGGUA